Corythoichthys intestinalis (scribbled pipefish) is the source of this 2289-nucleotide messenger RNA. It is a transcript of the gene mrs2, whose product is annotated as magnesium transporter MRS2. Gene Ontology annotation, cellular component: mitochondrial inner membrane. Gene Ontology annotation, molecular function: magnesium ion transmembrane transporter activity. The record is from RefSeq and is a predicted model, not a curated record. NCBI's taxonomy places the organism in Eukaryota, Metazoa, Chordata, Actinopteri, Syngnathiformes, Syngnathidae. Gene Ontology annotation, biological process: mitochondrial magnesium ion transmembrane transport. The transcript has 12 exons. The coding region runs from base 502 to 1866 and encodes 454 amino acids.
UUCGCGUUGCCUUAUGGGUAGGACGUAUUUUGUUUUCAUCCGGCUAACAGUGAGAACUUUAUUAGUACUUUACCUUGAUUUCAUGCUGUAUCCGUGACUCGUUCUGUGGUUAGCGACGUAUCGCUCUCUUAUUUUCUCUGUGUGUGAGCCUAUUGUCAGUCAUAUUUAAACAUGAUAAUUCGAUAUAUAGUACAGCGUGUGACUGGUUAGCCGCUAUGCUAACUAGCAUAACACGAAUAACAGGAUGACGGUCACAUAUAGAAGGCAAUAUAAUUCAUGCAGUAGUUGAAGUACGGUAGCAAAAAAAUAGAUUACCUCAUUCCUUUGUCAUACCCUGUCGACACGGGCUCGUUUCCUCCUACUCGAGGUUCAAAACGCCAACCAUGUGCCUUUUAAAGCACCCUACCCUCUCUACUGUUACCAUUCCUUGUUUUGCAUGGUCUUUAGUAUGAUAAUGCUUUGGAGAUAAAAACAUUUGAAAUAAAAUAAAAAAACGCAAGAAUGCUGCUGGGUGGUUGUAUGAGCCGUACAAUGAUUUAUCUGCCAAACAGAGGAUACUGGUAUUCGAAACGCCUGUUAAGCUCAGUUGCUGCUUUAUCUUGUGUGAAGGGGAAACAACCCCUCAGUCCUUUCGUUGUUCGUGCCAUGCUUUAUUGCACAAGAUACACAUUGCCACCACUGCUUAACAGUCAAGGUGCUCUCGAAGCACUUUGUAGUCAUUUUCUGCUUGAUUCAAGAAGAGGUCCAAUUUGCUUUGAAAGAAAUAGGAACCUGCUGCGAAACUCACCCAGGCCUGUGACCUUUGUACGCUACAGAAUGACCGAAGUUCCUCUUUCUACUGUGCCAUCACCUUUUGCUGUGAUGAGAUUUGACCAAGAGGGAAAUGUCACAUCAUUCGAGAAAAAGAAAACUGAGCUUUGCCAAGAGCUAAGUCUUCAGGCCAGGGAUCUACGCUUUCAACACAGUACCAGCCUCAGUACCAGAAACAACUGCAUUAUUCUACGAAUGGAGUCACUGAAAGCCAUUGUGACUCCCCAUUGCCUUAUGGUGUUGGAUUUCCGUGGUCUGGGAUUGGAGCGCUGGCUAGUUCUAGAGCUCGCCCCGCAGCUGGCUUCACAGACUCACUCCUUGCCUUUUGAGUUCAGGGCUCUUGAGGCCAUUUUGCAGCACAGGGUAAACAAUCUUCAAACUCGACUGAACGAAGUUGAACCAGUAAUAUUGGAUAUUUUGGAAUCACUUGUGGAUCCCAAAAUCCUGUCUGCCGAUAGAAGUAAACUACACAUACUGUUGCAGAACAGUAAGAGUUUAUCAGAGUUGGAAACGGACAUUAAAGUUUUUAAGGAUUCGCUGCUGAAAAUUUUGGAUGAGGACGAAAUCAUUGAAGAGCUUUGUCUCACAAAGUGGACAGACCCAAGAGUUUUUGAAGAGAGCAGUUUAGGGAUUGACCAUGCGGAGGAGAUGGAACUUUUAUUGGAUAAUUACUACAUGCAGGCUGAAGAGUUGGGAAACAAAGCCAGGGAGCUGAAAGGCCUGAUAGAUGAUUCAGAGAGUGUCAUCUUUAUCAAUCUGGACAGCCAUCGAAAUGUGAUGAUGCGUUUGAACCUGCAACUGACCAUGGGUACCUUCUCACUCUCCUUAUUCGGUCUGAUCGGGGUGGCUUUCGGGAUGAAUUUGGAAUCGUCUUUUGAAGAGGACCCUCGUGUUUUUUGGCUAGUUACAGGAUUCAUGUUCCUUGGAAGCGGCUUGAUUUGGAGGCGACUGCUUUCAUUUUUGGGACGACACCUAGAGCCAGCAUUACUACCACCAAUUUCUCCGGUUUGGAAGAGAAAUCUGAAAGUAUCAGACAUAAAGGCUGGAGUGAGAUGAUGCUCCCAACUUUAUACAACCCCUGCGCAGCCUGCUAGACUGACCUCACAUUUUUUAUAAAGAAGACACAAGUGAGUCUUUGCCCAUCAGGAUCCUGUUGAACUUGUUUUUUUUUUUUUUUUGGUUUUAUUUUUUUGAGCAUGCGGUGUGUCUUCAAAGUGGGAUACUUCACAUCUAUUGGUCCAUUGGUGCAAACGCCAGUUCAGUGUGAUAUCACCUAGAAAUGGAAAUUGUGUGUCUGUAUGAUGUCGUGUGCCAUUUCCAAAUUUUAUAUGAUCCUAAAAUGCAUCUUAAUCGUGUACUGUAUACUGUAUGUCAUAUGUGUGUUGUUUUUGACAUAGGAAAAAUGGUUUUUUUUUUGCUCAGCUAUUUAAGAUACUAAGCACAUUUUAAUCAUUUGUCUCCAGUUUAUAUAUAUAUAUA